Messenger RNA from Manis pentadactyla (Chinese pangolin), 3327 nucleotides. It is a transcript of the gene ELF2, whose product is annotated as E74 like ETS transcription factor 2. NCBI's taxonomy places the organism in Eukaryota, Metazoa, Chordata, Mammalia, Pholidota, Manidae. The transcript is spliced from 9 exons. The record is from RefSeq and is a predicted model, not a curated record. The coding region runs from base 431 to 2248 and encodes 605 amino acids. Gene Ontology annotation, biological process: cell differentiation; regulation of transcription by RNA polymerase II. Gene Ontology annotation, cellular component: nucleus. Gene Ontology annotation, molecular function: DNA-binding transcription factor activity, RNA polymerase II-specific; sequence-specific DNA binding.
GCCACCAUUGCUCCCCGCGCCGGGCUCUGUGUCGCUGCCGUCGCUUCGGCGGUUGGGGGUCGGUGGGGCGGCGCGAGCGGGGGGCGCUGCGCGGGGCUGCUGUUUUGUUUCCCCUUUUCCCAGUGGAGCGGCUUGAGCUGCUGGGGAGGCCCCGGCUCCCUUGGGACGCCUGGCCAACUGCGGCGGCGGCGGCGGCGGCUGCUAGUCCGCGGCCCUGCCAGGAGGGUACGCGACGCUGUGGUCUCAGGCUCCGCGGAGAGCAGGUUCUCUGAUUAAUCAUCUUUAGAAGACUGGAUUUCUGGAUAUCUAUUCCACUCCACCUCUGUUGAUUUUUAAAACAUGAUAACGCAAACCUGUAACACUGGCAAUCAUCCAUGAACCUUUAAUUACAUUGGCUAAUAGCAUUUGAAGCUUCCUCAGGGAAUAAACAAUGACAUCAGCAGUGAUUGACAGUGGAGGUUCUAUUUUGGAGCUUUCCAGCAAUGGAGUAGAAAAUCAAGAGGAAAGUGGAAAGGUUUCUGAAUAUCCAGCAGUGAUUGUGGAGCCAGUUCCAAGUGCCAGAUUAGAGCAGGGCUAUGCAGCCCAGGUUCUGGUUUAUGAUGAUGAGACUUACAUGAUGCAAGAUGUGGCAGAAGAACAAGAAGUUGAGACCGAGAAUGUGGAAACAGUGGAAGCAUCAGUUCAUAGCAGUAAUGCACACUGUACAGAUAAGACAAUUGAAGCUGCGGAAGCCUUGCUUCAUAUGGAAUCUCCUACCUGCUUGAGGGAUUCAAGAAGUCCUGUGGAAGUGUUUGUCCCUCCUUGUGUAUCAACUCCAGAAUUUAUCCACGCUGCUAUGAGGCCAGAUGUCAUUACUGAAACUGUGGUGGAGGUGUCAACUGAAGAGCCUGAACCAAUGGAUACCUCUCCUAUUCCUACAUCACCGGGUAGCCAUGAGCCAAUGAGAAAGAAAAAAGGUGGAGUGUAUUUACAGAUUGCUGGGAAAGCAGUUGGCCGUAAACCAAAGACUCAGCAAUCACCAAUUUCCAAUGGGUCUCCUGAGUUAGGUAUAAAGAAGAAACCCAGAGAAGGAAAAGGAAACACAACCUAUUUGUGGGAGUUUCUUUUAGAUCUACUUCAAGAUAAAAAUACUUGUCCCCGGUAUAUUAAGUGGACUCAGAGAGAAAAAGGCAUAUUCAAGCUUGUGGAUUCAAAGGCUGUCUCUAAGCUUUGGGGAAAGCAUAAGAACAAGCCAGACAUGAACUAUGAGACUAUGGGGCGAGCUCUGAGAUAUUAUUACCAAAGGGGUAUUCUUGCAAAAGUUGAAGGACAGAGGCUUGUGUAUCAGUUCAAGGAUAUGCCCAAAAACAUAGUGGUGAUAGAUGAUGACAAAAGUGAAACCUGUAAUGAAGAUUUAGCAGCAGCUACUGAUGAAAAAUCAUUAGAACGAGUGUCACUGUCUGCAGAAAAUCUCCUGAAAGCAGCAACCUCUGUUCGUAGUGGGAAAAACUCCUCUCCUCUCAACUGCUCCAGGGCAGGGAAGGGUGUAGCUGGAGUCGUGAAUGUCACUUCCCCUGGUCAUGAUGCUUCAUCUAGGUCUCCUGCUACUACCACAUCUGUAUCAGCAACAGCAACUCCCAGGACAGUUCGUGUGGCAAUGCAAGUACCUGUUGUAAUGACAUCAUUGGGUCAGAAAAUUUCAACUGUGGCAGUUCAGUCAGUUAAUGCAGGUGCACCGUUAAUAACCAGCACUAGUCCAACAACAGCAACUUCUCCCAAGGUAGUUAUUCAGACAAUCCCUACUGUGGUGCCAGCUUCUACUGAAAAUGGAGACAAAAUCACCAUGCAGCCUGCCAAAAUUAUUACCAUCCCAGCUACACAACUUGCACAGUGUCAACUGCAGACCAAGUCAAACCUGACAGGCUCAGGAAGCAUUAACAUUGUUGGAACCCCACUGGCUGUGAGAGCACUUACUCCUGUGUCAAUAGCCCAUGGUACACCUGUAAUGAGACUAUCAGUGCCUACUCAGCAGGCAUCUGGCCAGACUCCUUCCCGAGUUAUCAGUGCUGUCAUAAAAGGGCCAGAGGGUAAAUCAGAAGCAGUGACAAAAAAGCAGGAACAUGAUGUGAAAACCUUGCAGCUGGUACAAGAAGAAAAACCAGCAGAUGGAAAUAAGACAGUGACCCACGUAGUGGUUGUCAGUGCGCCUUCAGCUAUUGCCCUUCCUGUGACGAUGAAAACGGAAGGACUGGUGACGUGCGAGAAAUGAAAUAGCAGCUCUGCCAUGAACUUGAGACUUUUAGUACUAACAUAAAUACUUGCAAGGGAUGUCAUCUAGAAAAGUCAAAAGAAGACUUUAACAUUUUAAUGCAUAUAAGAAAACAAUCAAACUUACUGGAAAUAAAUUACCUAUCCCAUGUUUCAGUGGGAAAUGAACUACAUACUGAGAUGCUGACAGAAAACUGCCUCUUACAGUAGGAAACAACUGAACCUGUCUACAAGAAAAAGGAUUGAAAGGGACCAAACACCUCACUACAGUAUCAAGUUACACUAAGAUUUGGAACACUAACAGUCUUGUAAGAGGUUAUGUAGUUUUCAGUGGGGAGGGGUUGGGAUGGGUGAUCUUAUUGUUACAUAUAGCAAUUUUUGAUGCAUUUUAUAUGCAUACCAGCAAUUAUGACUGUGUUCACACAGAACUCACUUAACUGGUGCUAUGUGAAGACUCUGCUAAUAUAGGUUUUUUAGAAUGUGAAUUGAAGAAUGGAUCCAAAAGCUUCAGAAAGAGGAUAGCAAAAAAGAUCUAGUGUGAUUUUUUUUUAUAUCAUAUAGCUUAAGCUGAUUUAAAACAAAGGCCUUAGACUAAUUUUCGGUUUUCUUUAUUGAAAUGAGCUAAUGGCUUGUUUGUGUAAAGCUUUUUUAUUAAAAGAAAAAUUUUAAAAAUCUUGUACCUAGCACAGUAUUGUUAUAGAAUUUACAUGUAACAUUUUAUAUGGUAGUUUAAGUCUGUCGGUUUCCUAAUUGUGGACAAAUUAAGAGUUGGCUCUGGCCUUUUGCUAUAACAUGCCUGUGUCACUCACUUAGCCCUGGCAUCUGUGCAGACAUAAUCAGUUUCAGUUCUACUGUCACUUCGAAGUUCAGGCUCAGCAUGAAUUUUUGUCAGGUAGCUCUAAUACCUAGAGUUUUCUUUCUUUUUUUUUUUAAGUUGAAGUUUUAAGAGGGAAAGUACCAGUGUUCAGAUUUGAACUAUAAUAGUUUGUAUAUUCAACAUUUGAAGUAUAUUCUAUUUUGUUGUACUCUUGUUUCAAAGUGUAUUCAAGUAGGUUUUCUGAAAUAUAGAAGUGAAAUUUA